AUGGGUUCUCAACGCCCCAAUAAUCAAGCCAAUUGCGUGCAUGCAUCCAACCCUUUUGCAGGAGCCAAUUGCCUGCAUGCACGUACUCCUCGAUUCUCUCUCUCCACUCUCUCUUCUCGCGCGCUCUUUCAACUCUCUCUCUCUCUCUCUCUCUCUCUCUCUCUCUCUCUCUCUCUCUCUCUCUCUCCCUCUCUCUCUGUCUCUCUCUCUCUGUCUCUCUCUCCCUCUCUCUCUGUCUCUCUCUCUCUCUGUCUCUCUCUCUCUGUCUCUCUCUCUCUCUCUCUCUCUCUCUCUCGCUCUCUCUCUCUCUCUCUCUGUGUCUCUGUCUCUCUGUCUCUCUCUGUCUCUCUGUCUCUCUUUCUCUCUCUCUCUCUCUGUCUCUCUCUCUCUCUCUGUCUCUCUGUCGAGCCCCUGCCUGAACCGGCACAUGCCCGCCAAGCUCUCUUUCUUCACGUGGGCGCAAGUGCUGUUCAGACGGUGCCCGACUACACGGUGCCAGUAGAUCAAGAUUGCACCGUGACCUUCUCCCUCGGCAACCGUCUUGACUUUGCGUUCCCCCGCCGUACCAACAUUACCCUUCUUGCUGGGGACGUAGUAUUGGACAGUAUGUCCUUUGAGCGCACCGACCCCGAAGCGGCGCCCAUUAGUGGGGACUUUAUCGAGCUCAUGUUUUCUUAUUCGACCUUUGAUGAGAAUUUGGAUGCCAUCGGACAGCCGUUGACGCUUGCCUUUCAAGCCGUUGCCCAAGCACGCCCGGCGCAAGCCAUUGUCGACAACGUCCGAGGCUUUUGCAUGCAGCGCAUUCGCACAACGCCAGCUCCGCUGGAUGUUGUUCUGUACAACCCCUCGUUUGAGCGCGACGACCUCGCGGAUGAGGACACACUCUUUGUUAACCGGGCUUCAGGCUGGAGCUCCUCGGGUCCAGCCGGUACAUUCCGCCCGCCCAUCAAUGUUAGCGUUGCUGAUAUGGAGGCGCCGGCAGAUGCCAAGCAGGUGGCCUUUGUCCGGCCUGGCGGCCAGAUUGAGCAACCCCUGCGAGGUGUUGUGCUUGCUGCUGACGGAUGUUACAACAUUUCUUUUGCCGUUGCCGCUCGUAUCGAUCGCCCCUUUCCGACGGCUGCCACCGUCGAGCUUCGCGCAAUGCCCUCAGACAUCACCUUGGCCGCGGUCAGCUUUGACGCGAGUGAUGUUGCAGGUGCAGGCUUUACGUUUGCCGAAUUGGGCUUCUGUGCGCCCGACAAUGUUGCCAACGCAGGCGAUGAAGUUGUCAUCCGCCUGACGGCCCGUGGUGCAGCCAACACACAGGCUCUCUUUGACAACUUUGAUGCUGUCUCUCAGUUCAUCCCCGUUGAGGUGGCCAGCACGCAACUCAUGUCGACCAUGGAGCAGACCACCGUUGAGCGGGUGGCGCCUUGUGCGGCCGCCUGCACCGGCUCCUUUUCUGCACUCCCAAUGUACUCGGGCUUCAAUGCCUCGCAAGAACUCGUCGAGGUCGACUACAAUGGUGACGGCAUUGCCGACACCGUAGGCCUGGACAUCUUCGGUCACCUCUAUGUGGUUGCACUUGGAAGCAUGCUUGACCUCGAUACCAACGUCAUGGCCUUUGCCGUCGGUGACCUGGACCGCGAUGAUUUUCCAGACGUCGCGUAUGUGACGACCGAUGGUGUGUUGCAUGUGGUGUCCAUGACCCUGACAACGUCGCUACAGCUGGACACGGAUCUUCACGAUGUGACCGAGCUCAAGCUUGCCGAUGUGGACGGCGAUCGCGACGUGGACUUGGUCCUGGCUGUGGGCGACUCUGCUCAAGUGGCUGUGUUGGAGUCGACGUGUUGCCAGCGCUUCCGCCCGUGCCUCAACAUGUGCUCUCUGGGAGCUUCUCUCCAGUUUUUGGUCCGUGGAGCCUUCAACGCCACGCUCGAUGCUCCUGUCAUUACCACCGGUGACUUUAACGCCGACGGCAAGGACGAUAUUGCCGUGGCUUCCUCGACCGCUGGUGCCGUGGAUGUCAGCAUUCACUACAGCACCGCAAGCGGCGACUUUCGCGCCGUUUCUCUCGACACGCUUGGUCUUGUCGACUCGGCCAUCACUCAGAUUGAGGCGCGGGAUUUGGAUAACGACGGUGCCCUGGAUUUGGUAGCCAUCACCGAUGCCAGUGCGGGCGUGGCUGUUUUGCGACAGAGUCUCCCCCUUGAUGCCGAGGAGUUUGUCAUUGCUGUUCUUGCCACGGCAGGCCAGGUCCCGCAAAGCCUGAAGCUUACCGAUCUGGAUCAGGACGGCUUUACUGAUGUGCUUUUUGCGACCAGUGCCAAUCAAGUGCUUUACAUGCGCGGCGGAACCGGUUUUGCCGUGCCCACCACUUUGAUUACCAUGUCUGACCUUGCGCCAGGCUUGGCUAUUGUUGACGUUGACGAGGAUGGAGACUUGGACGUGGUCGUUGAGAAUGGAGGCACCCGUGCCUACCUCAUCAACUCGUGCUGCAUGCUCACCACAACGCCAAUGCCGACCACCACCACACCCGCACCCCGCUUUGUGAUUGCCAACCCCAGUUUUGAGGUCGACAAUUUGAUGGGCUCGACCGUACGCUUUGUCAAUGCCGCCUCAGGAUGGUCCAUCAAUGGUGCUGCCGGCACCUUCCGUCCCCGUGCCAGCUCUUUUGGAAGCGUUUCGCCUCUGCCCUCGCCAUUGGAUGCAGACCAGGUGCUUUACGUGCGCUCAGGCGCCACCGUCGAGCAAGAGCUGGGCAACUCGCGCAUUGUAGCCGAGGGCCAGGUCACCAUCUCAUGUGUGGUGGCGUGGCGCGGCGAUGGCACCAUUCCUUUUCCGGACAUUGUCAACAUCUCGUUUGUGGCGGAUCGCAGUGGUACCGUUCUCGGUAGCAUCGUAGUGGUGCCAACAGACUUGACACCCGGUGCCGCCCUGCGCGUGUCGCGCAGCUUUGCGACCGACUAUGGAGAUGUUGUCAACGGCCAAAACUUGCACAUUGUCAUCUCUGCGCAGGGACCCUCGAACGCGCAGGCUGUCGUGGAUGCCUUCAGUUCAGAGUUCGAGGCCCCGAUGACGACACAAAUGCCCACGGUUGAUUUGACGACCGUCGCCGAUACUACCGCGGCGCCCAUCAUCACCACGGACGAGCUGACAACAACUGCUGAACCUGAACCAACCACCACCACUGAGGAGUCCACCACCACCGCCCCCACUACCGUCGAGCCCACCACUAGCACCAGUACUACGGAGGAAGAACCGACCACUGAACAACCCUUGACGACUACUGCUGCCAUGUCUACUACCAUUGAGACCAUGGUUACAACCGCAGAGCCAGUGGGCCUGGGCGAGCCUCUGGUCAUCUUCAACCCGAGUUUCGAGCUUGAUCUGAUCUUGCCCGCCGACGCCACCCGGUUCUUGCCAGGUCAAGCCAACUCGUGGAACGUGACGGGCUUCCGCCUCGAUCGCGCUGGCGUCUACCGACUCCUCUUCUCGGUGGGCUGGCGCCUUGACCGCCCCUUUCCCUUUCCCGAUACCGUGUCACUGCACCUGUUUACCGACUCUGGCCUCGACAUCUCGAGCGUUCAGUUCACCCGAACAGAGCUGGGUAUUCGUGCUGGCCAGUUUGUUUCUGUGCAAGUUGAUCUGCUGGUCGAGCGUAGCAGCAACUUUUUCAACGCUGUGCUAGGCUUUGGAUUUCACGUUGAAGGGCCCGCUGCUUCGCAGCUGGCCUUGGACAACUUGCAGGCCUUUGUGGUGCCUGACAUUAUCGAGACCACUCAAGCGCCUACCACGACCACGGAAACCACCACCACUGUCACCACGACUGAGUCCACAACCGAGACCACCACGGCCACCACCACUGCACCGACAACUCCUCUUAUGACCACGACUGUCGAGUUGACGACCACCACUGAAGAGCGAACCACCACUGAAGAACGUACGACCACCGAGGAAAUGACCACCGCAGAGCCCUUCAUUCGCCUACCCGUGGCCAACCCCAGCUUUGAAGUUGAUGACUUGGAGGGCGCCCCUUCCAAUUUCAUUUCGGCCGCCACGGGGUGGGAGGUCAACACGGCCAACGGCCUUGCUGGUACAUUCCGCCCUCCCGUCAACGCGUUUGGCGAGCCUGCUGUGGCUACCCUACCACUGCCAGCUGAUCAACGUCAAGUCUUGUUUAUCAAGCCUGGGGCCGUGGUGUCGCAAGUCAUUGCUGACUCGGAUCUCCAGCCUGGCGCCACCUUUGCGAUUACCCUUGCCGUUGGUUGGCGCAUGGAUCAAGCCACUACUUUCCCUCAGGCUGUCGUCAUCGAGCUUGUCUCGAGUGAGACGCGUGUCCCAUUGGGUUCUGCUUCGGUAAAUAGUGGAACUUCCGGCUUGACGCAGGGCAGCUUUGUAGCCGUGUCUAUCAACGCCGAGAUUCCUCAACUUGCCGGCCUCGACGCCGAGUCACUCCGCAUUGUCUUCCGGGCUGAGGGUCAGCGUUUGAAUCAGGCCGCCAUUGAUGCCGUGUCAGUGCUGCUGUACCCCGCCGAAACGACAACGCCUGAGCCAACGACCACAGAGGAGCCAACGACCACGAUGGAGGUGACAACGGUGGAUCUGCCCAUCCUGGCGGGCCACUCGUUUGAGGAGCCCGACUUUGAUGUGGUAGACGGCAGCCUCUUUGCGGAGACGGCGCUUGGUUGGGUUGUGUCCGGUUUGGCCGGCACCUUUGCCCCGACCAGCGAAAACUACGCCGAGCUGGCCAACAGCGAGAUGCUGCUGCCCCCGGCCGAGGGCGAUCAAGUGCUGUACCUCCGCCGUGGCGGCGUGGCGGCGCAAAACGUGAGUGAGGUCGAGUUGGCGCUGGGCACGCAGGUGCGCCUCGAGUUUGCGGCUGGCUGGCGCCGCGACUUUGUGCGCGUGGUGGAUUCGCGCGUGGAGCUGCGCGUGGCGGAGACGGGCGCGCUGCUGGCGGCGCUGGACGUGACGCAGAGCAUGCUGGUGCGCGGUCAGUUUGUUGCCUUUGAGCUGGUGCACACGGUGGCGUCACCUGCGGUUGUGGGCCGCACGCUGCAAGUGUUGGUUCGUGCAGCGGAUUUGGGUGCGGGCCAGAUCAACUAUGACAACUUUGAUCUGGACGUUUUCCAGAUUGACCUCCCCACCACCUCGACCUCGACUAGUACCACCACUACCACUACCACCACCACCACCGCAGAGCCUACUACUACUACUACCACCACUACUACUACCACCACCACUACUACCACUACUACCACUACUACCACUACUACCACUACUACCACUACUACCACCACUACCACUUCAGACUCGUGCCCUGCCAUCGAGGAUACAUGCGUCUCAACUGGGUUUGGCACGUUCUUGGGUGUGUGCUCGCCUCGUUGGACAACCACGUCAAUCACUUCGGAUAACGGCGUGGCUACGUACGGCCUUGCUACCGGUGAUUUUGAUCAAGAUGGAAUGCAAGAUGUUGUCGCCGCUUCUGCCGGUGAUAACCGAGUCACAGUGGCCUACACCCGCGUGGCUGCCAACGGCAGGUUGACUUACGAUGAAGUCACUCUCAGCUCACUGUUCCUUUCGCCUCGCGACGUGGCGGUGGGUGAUUUUGACGCUGAUGGUCACGCUGAUGUCGCAGCCGUUUUUUCUACUUCUGGCACCAUUGCGGUCUACCUCAAUGACGGAACCAACUUCUCCCUGGGAUUUCUGAAUACGGAUGUCAGCGACGCCGUUUCGGUUGCCGCAGGUGAUCUUGAUGGGGAUUCGGACAUUGAUCUGGUCGUGGCACGCCGCAGCACCGGUCGCGUUGAGCUCUUUACCAACAAUGGCGCCGCCAAUUUUGCCAUGUCCACGUUGACCGUGAGCGCUGCCGGUGCUUUUGCUGUCGAAGUGGGUGACAUGGAUGGCGAUGGUGACAAUGACAUUGUUGCCAGCUAUCGCGAUGCCAAUAUGGUUGUGGUGUGGAGCAACGAUGGGUCUGGGUCGUUUUCGUCUGUUUUCAACUUCUCGGCACAAGGCCCUCGCGGCAUGGAGCUGGCGGACAUGGAUGGUGAUGGAGAUUUGGACAUUGUCGUGGCUGAGGCGGGAGGCAACCAAGUCGUCAUGCUCACCAACGAAGGUGCCAAUACGUAUGUGGCAACCGUCGUGACGGGUUCUGCCAAUGACGCAUUUGACGUCGCGGUUGGGGAUUUGGAUGGCGAUUGCGAUAUGGAUAUUGCUGUCGCUCAGCGUCAAGACAACCUGGUCAACUGGUAUGCUAACAACGGCAGCGGCAGUUUUUCACGCAACGCCGUGCGAUCGGACGUACCAAGUGCACGAGCCGUAGUCGUGGUUGACUUGAACGGUGACGGUGAUUUGGAUAUUGUCAGCGGCAGUGACUCGCCCAACUUGGUUGAUCUGCACUCGAGCGAUUGUUGCACCCUCUAG
Messenger RNA from Monosiga brevicollis MX1, 6408 nucleotides. RefSeq lists its product as uncharacterized. The transcript has 10 exons. The coding region runs from base 1 to 6408 and encodes 2135 amino acids. NCBI's taxonomy places the organism in Eukaryota, Choanoflagellata, Craspedida, Salpingoecidae. The record is from RefSeq and is a predicted model, not a curated record.